Molecule: messenger RNA, 2512 nt
Organism: Heterocephalus glaber (naked mole-rat)
Lineage: Eukaryota; Metazoa; Chordata; Mammalia; Rodentia; Bathyergidae
Source: RefSeq, a predicted model, not a curated record
AUGAUUGAUUGCUUUUCAGAUAACACCUUCCAGUCCAUUUUCUGUUGCUGCUGCUGCUGCUCAGUACAGAAACGACAAGUGAGAACACAAAUAAGCCUGAGCAAAGAUGAAGAAACUUCAGAAAAAUAUACCCAGCAUCGCAGGCCAUGGUUCAGUGAACUGUCAAGUAAGAAGCAAUCCAGCAGGGGCCUUGCACAGCCAUUGAAGCACAAGCCCCUACCGCCCCUGCCGGCCUCUGUGCUCAUGGAGGAGAGGAUCCAGGUCAAGGCACUGUAUGACUUUCAGCCCCGGGAACCCUGUGAUUUAGCGCUGAAGAGAGCAGAGGAGUACCUGGUACUGGAGAAGUACGAUCCUCACUGGUGGAAGGCGAGAGACCGUUUGGGGAAUGAAGGCUUAAUCCCAAGCAAUUAUGUGACUGAAAACAAACUCACCAAUUUAGAAAUAUAUGAGUGGUACCAUAGAAACAUUACCAGGAAUCAAGCAGAAUGUCUAUUAAGACAAGAGGCUAAAGAAGGUGCGUUUAUUGUCAGAGAUUCAAGACAUUUGGGAUCCUACACAAUUUCUGUGUUUAUAAGAGCUAGGAGAAGUACAGAGGCUACAAUAAAACAUUAUCAGAUUAAAAAUAAUGACUUAGGACAGUGGUACGUGGCUGAAAGACACCUCUUCCCAACAGUGCCUGAGUUGGUUUGGUACCACCAACACAAUGCAGCUGGUCUCAUGACCCGUCUUCGUUACCCGAUUGGGCUGAUGGGCAGUUGUUUACCAGCCACAGCUGGCUUUAGCUACGAAAAGUGGGAGAUAAAUCCAUCUGAGUUGGCUUUUGUCCAGGAGAUUGGGAGCGGCCAGUUCGGGGUGGUCCAUUUGGGUGAAUGGCGAGCUCAUAUCAAGGUUGCGAUCAAGGCCAUCAAUGAAGGCUCCAUGUCUGAGGAAGACUUCAUUGAAGAAGCGAAAGUGAUGAUGAAACUGUCACAUUCAAGGCUAGUUCAGCUUUAUGGGGUGUGUAUACAGCAGAAACCCCUUUAUAUUGUGACAGAGUUCAUGGAGAAUGGCUGCCUGCUCACCUAUCUCAGGGAGAGAAAAGGAAAGCUUAGAAAGGAGGUGCUACUGAGUGUGUGCCAGGAUAUAUGUGAAGGAAUGGAAUAUCUGGAGAGGAACUGCUAUAUUCAUAGAGAUUUAGCAGCAAGAAACUGUUUGGUUAGUUCUACAUGUAUAGUAAAAAUUUCAGACUUUGGAAUGACAAGGUAUGUCUUGGAUGAUGAAUAUAUCAGUUCUUCUGGAGCCAAGUUCCCAAUCAAAUGGUCCCCUCCUGAAGUUUUUCAUUUCAACAAAUACAGCAGUAAAUCUGAUGUCUGGUCAUUUGGAGUUUUAAUGUGGGAGGUUUUUACAGAAGGAAAAAUGCCUUUUGAAAACAAGUCAAAUUUGCAAGUCGUGGAAGCCAUUUCUAAAGGUUUCCGGCUGUAUCGCCCUCUCUUGGCACCCAUGUGCGUCUAUGAAGCUAUGUACAGCUGCUGGCAUGAAAGCCCUCAAGGCCGCCCAACGUUCAACAAGCUGCUGGGGGCUCUCACAGAGAUUGCAGAAACCUGGUAACCUGGAGUGGGAUGCCAACCCCAAGGACCAGCUUGCAGAACUGUCAUGGGCGGAAAUCAUGGGUGGGGGCACUGAUGGGAAAUAUCCUCUUUUAGAGUUGCUAUGCUUGGAAACAGUGCAAAGAUCACAAGCUUUUCAGACUGUUUAAAUUUGAAAAUAUUCUGGCAAUAGUUUUUCUGCACAUGUGAGAGGAACUUCUAAACUUGUAUCUUUCUGUAGUAUCUUUUAAGUCCCAUCUGUGAAGAAGAGAAAAGGGGUACAAGGUAGCCUUCAUGGGAAGGGUGGGUUUCCUACCAGCCCUGAGAGCCCUUGAGGGCACAGGAAAGCCCAUCUCUUCACAAGGCUAAGGGGAGUUCUGUCCUGCAGAAGAGUGGAACAUGCACAGGAGACAAAGGAGAUUUGCCCAGCUCAUGGAGUAAAGGAGCUCCCCUAGCAGAAUUUCAUGCUUUGAGGCUGUACAGAGCUUUGUAGGAAACUCACCUUUAGGGGCCACAAGAAUGUGAACAUUCUGGGAUUGUCUUCUGUAAAUCUGCACAUAUGUUAUUUAAUAAACUGUUUUUUCACCUAUCAGACUAUAUCGGCCAAGUCCAGGAUUUUGAAUUCAAGAUGAAACAAUGAUAAAUCACAGGCAUCUACUAUCACUAGAGAGGUUCAGAGUAUAGAACAAAGAGUGAGACCCAGAGAGAAAUUAUUCUUAGAAGUCAUGUGACACAGCUGGCACUUCUAAAAGCAUGUGUUGGUGAUGGGAGAGAAGCACAAUGCCUUUUGUUUUAAGGAAAGUUUGAGACAGCAAAAUUAAGAAUUAGUAUAACUGCAUUUUAUUAAAAAAAACACCAUAUUUUCUUUAUCCAGUCUCCAGUUGAUGGGCAAUUGGGCUGUUUCCAAGUUUUAGCUAUUACAAAUUGUGCUGCUAUGAACAUGGGCG